This is a messenger RNA of Chaetura pelagica (chimney swift), 1347 nucleotides long. Its product is annotated as beta-adducin-like. Gene Ontology annotation, molecular function: actin filament binding. The record is from RefSeq and is a predicted model, not a curated record. Gene Ontology annotation, cellular component: plasma membrane; postsynaptic density; cytoskeleton. The transcript is spliced from 10 exons. Gene Ontology annotation, biological process: barbed-end actin filament capping. Lineage: Eukaryota; Metazoa; Chordata; Aves; Apodiformes; Apodidae. The annotation marks the transcript as partial.
GUGAAGGUGAACGUGCUGGGGGCCGUGGUGGAGCCGGGCAGCAGUGGCUUUCCCCCCGACGCCCGCAGCUUUGGGCUCCACGCCGCCAUCUACGCUGCCCGCCCCGACAUCCGUUGCAUCAUCCAUCUGCACACGCCGGCCACCGCCGCGGUGUCGGCCAUGCGCUGCGGGCUGCUGCCCGUGUCCCGCGCCGCGCUGCUGCUGGGGGACGUGGCCUAUUACGACUUCGGCGGGGAGGUGGAGGACGAGGCCGACCGGGUGGAGCUCCAGAAAUCCCUCGGGCCCACCUGCAAGGUGCUGGUGCUGCGCAACCACGGGGUGCUGGCGCUGGGGGACACGGCUGAGGAGGCCUUCUACUGUGCCUUCCACCUGCAGGCAGCCUGCGAGGUGCAGGUCGCGGCCCCGGCCAGGGGCGUGGGGGAGCAGGAGUUCGAAGCCCUGAUGAGGAUGCUGGACAACCUGGGCUACCGCACGGGCUACACCUACCGCUACCCCCUGGUGCAAGAGAAGAGCAAGCCCAAGAGCGACGUGCUGAUCCCGGCCACCGUCACCGCCUUCGUCUUCGAGGAGGACGCGGCGCCUGGGCCCGCGCUGCGCCAGCACGCCCAGAGGCAGCAGAAGGAGAAGACCCGGUGGCUCAACACCCCCAACACCACCACCAGGGUGAAGGUGGUUGCAGCAAGGCAGCAAGACCAAGACGAUGGAUCUUAUCUCCAUGAUUCACAGUGGCUGAAGGCAGAUGAGGUGGACAAAGGCAGCAGUGGGACCCCCAUCCGGAUUGAGAACCCCAACCAGUUCGUGCCCCUCUACACGGAUCCUCAGGAGGUGUUGGAGAUGAGGAACAAGAUCCGGGAGCAGAACCGGCAGGAGGUGAAGUCGGCAGGACCCCAGUCCCGGCUCCUGGCCAGCGUCAUCGCCGAGACCAGUCGCAGCCCUUCCACAGAAAGCCACCUGGGGGAUGCAGAGGCCAAAGAGACGUCGGGGGAGGAGGCACCAGCCGAGCCAGAACCUCCCAACCCCUUCAGCCAACUGACAGACCAGGAGCUGGAGGACUACAAGCAGGAGGUGGAGAGGAAAAAGCUGGAGCUGCUGCAGGGUGACAAGAAGGUGGCUGGAGACCAAGCACCAGAGAAGGAGCCACCGGCAGAAAGGCUGGACAAGGGGGGGACACACCCCAGUGCCCCCCCCAGCGCCCCCCCCGAGGCCCCCAAGGAGAAGGAGCUGGUGACCAGCAGCCCCGUCUCCCCAGAAGGUUCCCCUUCCAAAUCCCCUUCCAAGAAGAAGAAGAAAUUCCGGACCCCGUCUUUCCUGAAAAAAGGCAAAAAGAAGGAAAAGAUCGAAUCUUGA